AUGACACAGGUGGAUCGCACGUAUAAACAAACCAGGGCAGGAAACGCCGCCAGCCAUCGGCACUGCGCACCACAGGCCGCUUCAGAGCACCAUAACCUGCACCAUACCUGCAGCACCAUACGCAUACCUCGCACAUACUGCUUCGGAGCACCAUACCUCGCACAUACUGCUUCGGAGCACCAUUCGCACCAUACUGCUUCAGAGCACAUACCACACCAUACUGCUUCAGAGCACCAUACCUCGCACCAUACUGCUUCAGAGCACCAUACACCAUACUGCUUCAGAGCAUCAUACCUCGCAUGCUUCAGAGCAUCAUACCUCGCACCAUACUGCUUCAGAGCAUCAUACCUCGCACCAUGCUGCUUCAGAGCACCAUACCUCACACCAUACUGCUUCAGAGCAUCAUACCUCGCACCACCUUCAGAGCACCAUACCUCGCACCAUACUGCUUCAGAGCAUCAUACCUCGCACCAUGCUGCUUCAGAGCACCAUACCUCACACCAUACUGCUUCAGAGCAGCAGCACCAUACCUCGCACCAUACUGCUUCAGAGCACCAUACCUCGCACCAUACUGCUUCAGAGCACCAUACUAUACACAGAAGACAAAAGACAAAAGGAAGACAAACAGGGUAUGAAAGAUAUAAGCGAGAGGAGAAGUUUGCGUCCGUGUGCAGGAGGCUAGCCCCCAAAGCAAGGGCAGCCCGCGAGCGCCCACCCCCGCGCGGGCCCGGUCGAGCGCCGCCCGCGAGAGAGCACGAGGCCGCCAACCGCCCUCCUGACGGCUACCGCAUGAUGCCUCCUGUAUAA
Messenger RNA from Penaeus vannamei (Pacific white shrimp), 807 nucleotides. The record is from RefSeq and is a predicted model, not a curated record. NCBI's taxonomy places the organism in Eukaryota, Metazoa, Arthropoda, Malacostraca, Decapoda, Penaeidae.